Epinephelus moara (kelp grouper) is the source of this 1682-nucleotide messenger RNA. RefSeq names its product Ras association domain family member 10b (gene rassf10b). Bases 4 to 1335 code for a protein of 443 amino acids. Lineage: Eukaryota; Metazoa; Chordata; Actinopteri; Perciformes; Serranidae. The transcript has a single exon. Gene Ontology annotation, biological process: signal transduction. The record is from RefSeq and is a predicted model, not a curated record.
UUCAUGAUGGAGCCGGAGGAGAGUAAGAUAUCAGUGUGGGUCUGCCGAGAGGAGAAGCUUGUCUUCGGCUUGUCAAAGCGCACAACCUGCGCUGAUGUUGUCCAAGUUCUUCUGGAGGAGCAGAAAUCACAGCACGGCCUCUCCACAGCGUCAUGCCCACAGUCUUACUGCAUCGUGGAGAAGUGGAGAGGAUUCGAGAGGAUUUUACCAAACAAAACCAAGAUUUUACGGCUGUGGCUGGCGUGGGGAGAGGAGCAGAGAAAUGUGAAGUUUGUGUUGGUGAGAAGUGAGGCGUCUUUGGCGAACCACGGAGCCCGGAGCGCAGAGGCGCGUGUGGUGCCCAGCAAACACAGCCCCUGUGUCACCAAGGGGACCGCCGGGCGGUCUCCCAUGGGUGGCAUCUCACCUGAGAAACAGCGUCGGAUCGUCCGGAAAGCUUUCAGAAAGUUGGAGAAGAUCAACAAGAAGAGGGCGCAGAGAGACGCGUCCUCUGCUGAAAAGAUGGAAACUUUGGUUCACCUGGUGAUUUCUCAGGAUCAUACAAUCCGCCAGCAGAUCCAGAGGCUCACAGAGCUGGACGCAGACAUCGAGAGGUGCGAGGCUAAAGUGCAUUUGGACAGAAUUCAAAGACACGGUGUUAAUUAUGUGCAGGACACGUAUUUAGUGGAUGCUGCUGCGGCGUGCAGCCGGGAGGGAGACACAGUGUGUUCACCAGAGACUCUUGCCAAGUUUGAAGAGUAUGUCCGGCAGUGUGAGGAGGUGGUUAGACUACAAGAGGAGCUGUGGGAGCAGGAAGCCCUUAUAGACAUUUUCACGGUGCAGAUCCAGGAGGAGCUGAACCACCGCUGGAUGCAGCGGAGGAAAGAGGAGCUGCAGAGCAAAGACGCAGAGCCCGGCGAGGGCGCACCGUCCCUCCCCGGCACAGGGGCAGCACCGGAAAACGAAGUGCUUUUGGAAGAGGAGAGGAUCAGGACACAGCUAGAUGCGAGUUUGUACAUCGGUCUGCGCCUCAACACGGAUUUAGAAGCUAUUAGGAGCGAUUUAGAGCUGACCCAGGAGAUUUGCGGGGCGAGGGAGAAGGAGAUGAGGGAUUUGCUGGAGAAAGUGAACACUUUGGACAUAGAGGAAGGGACAGUCAGUGAGGAGAGAUGUAGCCACGGGACAGAUGAUAAGAUGGGGAUGAUGAGCACUUUGGAGAGGAAGAGUGAGUGGGUGGAGCAGGCCAGGGGUCUGUCCAAAGCUCACAGUGGGAACGACGACGACUCAGACACUGGCUUAAGUUCUCUGCACAGCCAGGACUCAGACAGCCACCCUGUGUGGGAGUCACUGGUUUAGGAUUUUACCAGGAAGCUUGCUUUUCUGACUGUUUAUCAGUUUUCAGCGAGAAAAAGACCUUCUACAGUCUCAGGGAUCACAUUUACUCUGAAGUAAACUAAAGUUUGUGAUAAUAUUUCCACAUUGAUAAAAACUGCAUUUAUUUUACACACAUAUAUAUAUUUCUAUGACAUCCUCCUUAAACUGGUUUAAGAACUAUUACAGUCUUUAUUUGUUGGGGUAAUACAUUUUAAUCUCACAAAGAAAGUUGUUUGACAUACAAAUAAAUCCUGUUUUUUAAGCUUGACUUCAUUUGCUCCCUUUCUUUCUGUUUGCAAUGACCCAAAAGCUGAAAACAAAAGUGACAU